Molecule: messenger RNA, 4381 nt
Organism: Pimephales promelas (fathead minnow)
Lineage: Eukaryota; Metazoa; Chordata; Actinopteri; Cypriniformes; Leuciscidae
Source: RefSeq, a predicted model, not a curated record
AGAAUAUAUAGCCAGUGAUUUACACUAACUUAAACCAGUAGUUUACAAAGUACCUUAAAAACGUUAUUAUUUGAUCCUUAUUAUUUAUUCGUCGUAAUUUCUGGGUAAAUACGAUUAUUUUGAAAUCAAUGUCCAGUUGCAAGAGGGUUGCCGCUUCUUUAUUAAUAAAGUCACCUAUGAAAAUAGAUAGUCGUGAGCAUAGACAGUAGGGUCGUGAGUUGCAUUUUUUUGGAGGGUUAUUUUCAGAAUAAUUUUUGUUGUGCUAAAUCGCUUUAAUCAGUCUGUGUUGCUAGUUUUCGGAUUGAAAUCUGGCAACAUUGCCAGACGCAGCUAAUCGAAACUGUUCGCUUAUAUUACUGAUCGACACGCUCCGUGGGCUUUUAAUGUCUGACGUGCUAUUCAUGUUGACAUUGACAGUUCUUAGCAUGCUGACUUUAAUACCACAUAUUAACUUCAAUAAGGUAUAAUUUUGUAGUAGGAGCGAGGUUUCUGCAGCCUUGCAGGCAAUGUUGGGAAGCCAAGGGAUUCAACCCGUCACUCUGGUCUUCAAUAACUCAAAAAACUGCUUUCUUCAGCUGCCAUCGAACUUCGCCACUCAUCUCUGUCUUCAUGAGAACCAGAUCCUGGAGCUGUCAUGGGGUGUUUCUGCACCCGUGUUCCUCAGCUGGAUCAGGUCUUCAGGUCCAGAGGACCGAGUUGAGAUCAGCAGACAGCUGGGAGAGAAACUUGGGCUCAAGGAGGGAGAACAGGGGUAUCUGCGGCCAUGUCAUCAGGUGCAGUCAGUGCAGCAGGUGUUCGUAGAGCCUCUGUCUCCAGAUGACUGGGAGAUCCUGGAGCUGCACAGCAAUGUUCUGGAGCAGCAACUUCUAGAUCAGAUCCGAGUGGUCUUCAGGGAUGGUGUGUUCCCUGUAUGGGUGGACCAGUACACCGUCAUCUAUAUCAGGAUAGCGUCCCUAUCUCCAUCUGUUCCUUAUGGCCGACUGGAGCAGUUCACUGAGCUCGUUGUCUCUCCAAAACUACAUCCAGGAAAUGAUCAACUCCACCAAACUCGAUCAGUGGAGCCAAGUCAACAUCUACAACACCAGAUCGUUGAUGUCACGUCUUCCUCCAGCUCAUUCGUCCAUCGGGAACCCCUCAGUGGUCACCUUGAGAGUCAGAAUGAAGGCAUAGGUAUAACUGAUCUGAAAAGCUUGUUUAGAUACUUGUUUACACGAGGAUUUGAGCCUGCAAAGGAGAAUCUCACAGUUCCCACAAUUCCCACCAUCCUGAAUGACUGUAUCCUCAGAACAUGUGGAACUCCUCCUAGCUCUGUCAGCCAUUUAGGCUCUUCUCAUGGAGAUGUCCAUAUACUGCCAUGGAACCUGCAAGAACAAGAGAACUGGAAUCCAGGGCAGUCUGCCUUAACAUAUGGUAGACUUUCAAAGAUCCUUUCUCCUAAAGAACUCAGGGAGAACGUCAAACAGGCCAUGGAGAAGAAGAAAAUCAGAGAUGGACCUCAAAAAGGGAAAGACGCAGAGGAAUGUAAGGAGAACGCUGUUGUGGUCAGGAUGCUUUGUCAUAAUGUGAAAAGGCUGCAGGAAGACCAGAAAUUCCAUAAAUGUGAAGAAAUUUACUCUGGGAAGGUUUGGAUCCCAAGGGUGCUGCAAAGGCAUUUGAAGAUUGAACCUCACUCGGCGGUGAGGAUUCAGCCUUUAAAAUCAUUGCCAAGAGUAGCAGAAGCAGUCAUGGUUCGCCCAUUACUACCGUUGGCAGAAAGUGAAAAAGAAGAAGAUAUUCAGUCUGCAUUCCUCAACUGGCUGCAUGCUCAGAGCCAUCAACCUUUGACCUGUCUGACCGGACGCACUAAUGUCAUUCUCCUACCUUGUGCUGAAGGAAAAGAAGAGUUUGUCUUGACUGUGCUAAAACCUGAGCAACAGCAAGAUGAUGAGAUGUUCUUUCUAUCAUCCAGUUUACUUAAGAAAACAGACGUGCAGAUUGUCAGAGAGCCACAAUAUUCUGACCACAGUGGUGCUGGUGAUGAUAAUGAAGACCUUGGCUUUCCCUCCCUCAGCUCUCUUGGUGGGGUAGAGGACAUCAGCAGGUCUGCUUUCGAGCACAUCUCUCAUGCUCUAAUGGGAGGUUCUCUGUCGCGUGAGCUGGUCUCCACGGGACGUGGACUGAGGAGUGGAGCUCUACUCAUCACAGGUGCAAAGGGCAGUGGAAAAUCUUCUCUAUCUAGAGCGCUGUGUCGAAAGGCCAGUGAAGAGCUGGACGUCCACAUUCAAGUUGUGGACUGCAAAACACUAAAAGGUAAGAGAGCAGACAAAAUCAGACAGAGGUUGGAAGAGGUUUUCGAGCAGGCAGUUUGGAGACAACCUUCAGCGGUCCUGCUGGAUGACUUGGAUCACGUGACCGGUGCUGCGACCUCACCUGAGCACGAGCAUGGGCCAGAGGCCGUACUGCGGCAGCACAUUGCACAGAGUCUGAGGGAUUUGGUGGAUGAGAUGGUGGUGCGCUCCAGUCUCAUAGCUCUGAUGGUCACGGCACAGAGUGAACAUUCCCUUCAUCAGACUCUGACUGCGGUGCAGGGUUCACACUUCUUCCAAAGCUUCUGCAAGAUCCAAACACCAGAUCAGGCUCAAAGGGUUGAGAUUCUGAGGUCUUUGAUAGUGAAAAAGAACUUCCUCGAUUGUCCAAUUACUCUUGACCUGGACAGUGUUGCCAAGGAAACUGAGGGCUUCAUGCCACAAGACCUGAACCUGCUGCUCAAGAGGGCCAUCCAUGCCAACACUUUACACAGCAGAAACAAUGGCGUCUCUGAAGAUUUGAGCUAUAAGGACUUCAGACAGGCCCUUCAGGGCUUCACCCCGCCCUCCCUCUGGGGGGCUCAGCUGCAGGCCCCCACCGGGGCCGGCAUGGAGUGUAUUGGCGGACUUCAUCAGGCACGGCAGCUCCUGAUGGACAUCAUACUGCUGCCAGCUAAGUACCCGCUGCUCUUCUCCAGUCUUCCCAUGCGUCAGUGCUCUGGUGUGCUGCUUUUUGGCGCUCCUGGUACAGGCAAGACUUUACUAGCUGGAGCUGUGGCCAAAGAGAGCGGCAUGAACUUCAUCAGCAUCAAGGGUCCCGAACUCCUCAGCAAGUAUAUUGGUGCCAGUGAGCAGGCAGUUAGAGAUGUGUUUCAGAGGGCUCAACAAGCUAAGCCGUGCAUACUGUUCUUUGAUGAGUUUGACUCUCUGGCCCCUCGAAGAGGCCAUGACAACACAGGGGUCACUGACCGUGUGGUUAAUCAGCUACUUACUCAGCUGGAUGGAGUGGAAGGACUGACAGGGGUGUAUGUGUUGGCUGCCACCAGUCGUCCUGACCUGAUUGAUCCUGCUCUCUUGAGACCUGGGCGACUGGACAAGUCUCUCUAUUGCCCUCCUCCUGAUCGGGAGGCACGACUGGAGAUCCUGAGGGCUUUAACUCAUUCUGUGCCGCUGGCUGCAGAUGUGGACUUGGAGCAGAUUGCUGUGGCAACAGAGCUGUUCACUGGAGCCGACCUAAAGGCCCUUCUCUAUAACGCUCAGCUAGAGGCCAUCCAUAGCAGCCUGGGGCCCAACCUUCUGCAUGAUCUGGGCUCAGGGUCAGACAGUGAUUUCAGCCUCUCGUCCCUGAUCUUCCUGAACCACAGCAGCGGGUCAGAUGACUCAGCUGGAGAGGGGGACGCAGCGCUGGAGCACUCUAUGGUUCUGCUGGACCCCAGUGAACUCCCUCCUGAGGACCCACGUCACAACAUCUGGCGCCUUUACUUUGGCAGCUCCUUUGAGUCUGAAAUGGAUAACCAGUCUCUUUCUGAAUUGAAUUCUCAGUACCAGUCUGGAGCCAAUUCGACUGCCCCCGACCUGACAGGGGCGUCAAUGAGGGAUCCAAGCUCCUGUCACGCCCCCCUUUUUAUGUCCUGUCUGCAAGAUGGCUUUCAGGAACUGACCCAUGAGCAUUCAGAACGCCUCCGAGCAGAAGUCAGCACCGUUAAGAACAGUUACCGCAAAAACACGGAUGAAUCCUCUCUGGUGCAGACUGGCCCCAGUAAGCCUGGCGCUCUCAUAUGCCAAACUCACCUGACCACCGCUUUGGCUAACACUAGAGCAUCUGUCAGCAGAGAAGACUGGAGGAGAUUCACUGAACUAUAUGAGUCUUUCGGAGCCUCUAAGGAAGGCAAGUCUCAGAGAACUGCUUCAUUAAAAGCAGGUCAGCGGGUGACCUUGGCUUAAUGAGAGUAUUGUAUAAAUUAAUACAGCUCGGGGCAUUAGAAGGUGAAUUUUUGUGUGAUUCGAUCGAUUUGGUUUGUAUCACACUUUCUGUGCUUUUCUACUUUUCUCCUCAAGAGCAAAUGCAUAGUUUCAAUGUUUUAAUGUUAAUUAGA